Molecule: messenger RNA, 2918 nt
Organism: Odocoileus virginianus texanus
Lineage: Eukaryota; Metazoa; Chordata; Mammalia; Artiodactyla; Cervidae
Source: RefSeq, a predicted model, not a curated record
GGAUGGAAGGCUGCCCCUAAGCGGGAGGCCCGCGGAGCAGCCCCUCAUUCUCGGGGCUUCUCUGUGCCGCCCCCAUUGGGGGAGCUAUCCCCUCAGGAAAGAGGGUUGAGGGUCAGGGUCUCCUUCACGGGGAGAAAAGUUCCCAGAGCCGACCGGUUUCCCCACACCACCACGGUUUCCCCCCCACCCCGAUCCCCACUUUCUAAAUGGAACUGCCUUUUCUUCGUCCUCAUCUCCCAUCUGGAGUCGGGGUCGCAGUGCCCCUCCAGGCGAGGUUUCCUUCACCUGAAAGAAGAGAAUGUCAAGACGCAGUAGCCGUUUACAAGCUAAACAGCAGCCCCAGGCCAGUCAGACGGAUUCCCCGCAAGAAGCCCAGGUAAUUCAGGCCAAGAAGAGAAAAACGGCCCAGGAUGUCAAAAAAAGAAAAGAGGAGGUCACCAAGAAACAUCAGUAUGAAAUUAGGAAUUGUUGGCCACCUGUAUUAUCCGGGGGGAUCAGUCCUUGCAUUAUCAUUGAAACACCCCACAAAGAAAUAGGAACAAGUGACUUCUCCAGAUUCACAAAUUAUAGAUUUAAAAAUCUUUUUAUUAAUCCUUCACCUUUACCUGAUUUAAGCUGGGGAUGUUCACAAGAUGUUUGGCUAAACAUGUUAAAAAAAGAGACCAGAUAUGUUCACGACAAACAUUUUGAAGUUCUGCAUUCUGAGUUGGAACCACAGAUGAGGUCAAUACUUCUAGACUGGCUUUUAGAGGUAUGUGAAGUAUACACACUUCAUAGGGAAACAUUUUAUCUUGCACAAGACUUUUUUGAUAGAUUUAUGUUGACACAAAAGGAUAUAAAUAAAAAUAUGCUUCAACUGAUUGGAAUUACCUCAUUAUUCAUUGCUUCCAAACUUGAGGAAAUCUACGCUCCUAAGCUCCAAGAGUUUGCUUAUGUCACUGAUGGUGCUUGCAGUGAAGAUGAUAUCUUAAGGAUGGAACUUGCUAUAUUAAAGGCUUUAAAAUGGGAACUUUGUCCUGUAACGGUCAUCUCCUGGCUAAAUCUUUUCCUCCAAGUUGAUGCUCUUAAAGAUGCUCCUAAAGUUCUUCUACCUCAGUAUUCUCAGGAAAAGUUCAUUCAAAUUGCUCAGCUUUUAGAUCUGUGUAUUUUAGCCAUCGAUUCAUUAGAGUUCCAGUACAGAAUACUGGCUGCUGCUGCCUUGUGCCACUUUACCUCUAUUGAAGUGGUUAAGAAAGCCUCAGGUUUGGAAUGGGACAACAUUUCUGAAUGUGUAGACUGGAUGGUACCUUUUGUCAGUGUAGUAAAAAGUACUAGCCCAGCGAAGCUUAAGAUUUUUAAGAAGAUUUCUAUGGAAGACAGACACAACAUACAGACACAUACAAAUUAUCUGGCUAUGCUGGAUGAAGUAAAUUAUGUAAACACCUUCAGAAAGGAGGGACAGUUGUCACCAGUGUGCAAUGGAGGCAUUAUGACACCACCGAAGAGCACUGAAAAACCACCAGGAAAACACUAAGAAAGUUAACUGAGCAAACAACUGGGAACUGAUGAAGUGCUGCACAGCAUUUCAUGGAACUUAACUACUUAAGUUUUACAGGAAAACAGUGCUGUGACUGUCCUGCCAAUUCAGAAGUUUCACUGCCAUUCUUUGAUUUAAAAACCACUUAAAAUUGGCACUAAGGAGGAAAUGUAUUUAAUUCCCAUGUUAGCUGUUUAAAGAAACAGCAGUACUUGUUUACAAAGAUGACUUCAUUCCCAGUACUGGCUGGAUAAAAGCCAGCCACGAUUUGUGCCAUAACAAGUCUUUGACCCAGUGUUGCUAUGUUUAUCUUGAUAAACUAGGAAUUUCAUCAUUGGAAUUUUCAACUAGAUAACUGUUACCUUAAAGGGUAUAUUAAAUGAUACAGUACUUUGAAUCUAGUUUAUAGGUUCUCAAAAUUUAUAAACUCUUAACUAGUGCAAUUUGGUUCUUGAAAAUAAAAUUUAAACUUGUUUACAAAGGUUUAGUUUUUUAAUAAGGUGACUAAUUUAUCUAUAGCUGCUGUAGCAAGCAAGCUAUUAUAAAACUUGAAUUUUUAAAAAAUGGUGAACUUUCAUCUGUUUGACUAUUUUUAUUUGCCUUGCUAUAUAAAACAUUUUUAACCAGUAAAGCUUAGAUGAACAUGGUGUUUAAACUGUACUCUGAACAGUGGGAAUACCAAAGAACUUAUAAACAAGAUAAAUGCUGUGGCUCCUACUUGGGGCUUUGACAUAAAGGUUGCUUUAUAAUAACUCUUUGUACAUCACAAUUGGGGCGAAAAACUUAAGUACCCUUUCAAACUAUUUAUAUGAGAAAGUCACUUUAUUACUCUAAAAAAAAUCUUUAGAGUUAUCUUAAUUUAGUGUGACUAAGGCUUUAUUUAUAUUUACAAAACUGCUAAGGUCCUUUUUAAAUUCUUACAUUAUGAGUUAAGGACAGUGUCAAAGUGAUAAAGCUUAACACUUGACCUAAACUUCUAUUUUCUUAAGGCAGAAAAGCAGUAAAUGUAUACUGACUCCUAGAAAUCUAUUUAUUUUUAAAAAAAGCAACAAAACCUUGACAUAAGAACUUACUGUAUAUAGCUACUCCUACAUAAAUAUUCUAGUUUUUUUAAAAAUGAAAUGUCAGCCUCAAAAGUAGAUUAGAAAAUUAUCCUAGAUUUACUAGUUUAUUGUUAUUGAACAUGUGACUCUUUUUCCUUUGAAGAAAUUAUAAAUUUAAGCUAUUGUUAUGGUAUGAAGUCUUCUGUAUAGUUUUCAUUUUUAAACUAAUAUGUUUCAGUAUUCUGUCUGAAAAGAAAACGCCACUAAAUAUGUACAUAUGUAUUAUAUAAACUUAAUCUUUUAAUACUGUUUAUUUUUAGCCCAUCAUUUAAAAAAUAAAAGUUAAAAAUUGUAACUAA